Molecule: messenger RNA, 2547 nt
Organism: Lutra lutra (Eurasian river otter)
Lineage: Eukaryota; Metazoa; Chordata; Mammalia; Carnivora; Mustelidae
Gene: MBNL3
Product: muscleblind like splicing regulator 3
Exons: 7
Coding region: 869-1924 (351 amino acids)
Molecular function (GO): metal ion binding
Source: RefSeq, a predicted model, not a curated record
AUGGCGGCAUUCAGUACGCACCCCUGCUAAAGGCUCUCCCGGCACCGGGGCCACCUCGCGCAGCGCUGCUUUUGCUUCUGCCUCUAACAGAUGGCAUGUGCCGCUGUCGCUGCUGCUGCCCUCGCCACUGCCGCUGAUAGCAGGACCCCUUAGCCCCUGGGUUUGCGCUCGCAGCAGAAGGUUUCUGAAAAGUGCCUUUUCUGAACGCUGCUGCUUCGAUUCCCCUCUAGAGCUGUUUGCUUACAAACCCCUCUCCCUCCCCAGCCCCCAAACCUGGUUUGCUUGUAGUUCAGUCUCAACAACUUGUCCAUUCUCUUUUCCCUUUGAUUCCCAGUUUUCCUAGUCAUUUUCCCUCCUCCUGACUUUGCAGCACGUUUUAUUUUUACAGUUGUCCCAUCCUUACCAAUCUUAAUCAUUAAAUCCUAGAAAUAGGGAGAAAAACAUUUCUCCCCUUGAUCUGAGACCAUUCCACAAAUUGAAGGGCAACUAGCAGUGUAAGCUUUUUGCAAGAAUAAUUGAAAACAUCAGCUAAAGAGCACAGAAUUCUUUUGAAAGCCUGCCAGCUAUUGGAAGUAACUUUGGCAAAGGAACAAAUUAAACACUCAAUAUCUUAACCUUUCUGGUUGCCUUCUUGGGAGUUGGUCUCUCAUUUAAUUUUUAGCUAUUCUGAUACGAUUUUUAUUUUGCGAUUGGCUUUUUGUUUGAUCAGACCAAAUUUUGGCUGGGACGAAAACCUAAGUGCUAACAAAGAAGCAUUUCAGCAAAGCAACCUCAUCACUUCGCAUCUAGCUUGAAUUCACUUUUAACCUUUUAACAGCACUGAAACUGUCCUAAAGAGGGUGCACUUGAUUCUAACUUCGCUUUCAAUAUGACGGCGGUCAAUGUCACCCUGGUUCGAGACACCCAGUGGCUGACUUUAGAAGUCUGCAGAGAAUUUCAGAGAGGAACCUGCUCUCGAGCCGAUGCAGACUGCAAGUUCGCCCAUCCGCCGAGAGUCUGCCACGUGGAAAAUGGCCGAGUGGUGGCGUGUUUUGAUUCCUUAAAGGGUCGCUGUGCCAGAGAGAACUGCAAGUACCUUCACCCUCCUCCACACUUAAAAACUCAGCUGGAAAUUAAUGGACGCAACAAUCUGAUCCAACAAAAGACCGCCGCGGCCAUGUUCGCCCAGCAAAUGCAGUUUAUGCUCCAGAACGCUCACAUGUCAUCACUUACUUCUUUUCCUAUGAAUCCAUCACUUGCGGCUAAUCCUGGAAUGGCUUUCAAUCCUUACUUACCUCAUCCUGGGAUGGGCCUGGUUCCUGCUGAGCUUAUACCGAAUGCCCCAGUUCUGAUUUCUGGAAACCCGCCUCUCGCAUUGCCAGCAGCUGCUGGUCCCAAACUGAUGCGUUCGGAUAAACUGGAGGUUUGCCGAGAAUUCCAGCGUGGAAAUUGUACCCGUGGUGAGAAUGAUUGUCGCUAUGCUCACCCUACGGAUGUUUCCAUGAUUGAGGCAAGUGAUAAUACUGUGACGAUCUGCAUGGAUUACAUCAAGGGGCGAUGCACCCGGGAGAAGUGCAGGUACUUUCAUCCUCCUGCACACUUGCAAGCCAAACUCAGGGCAGCUCAUCACCAGAUGAACCACUCAGCUGCCUCUGCUAUGGCCCUCCAGCCUGGUAUGCUUCAACUGAUACCAAAGAGAUCGGCACUUGAAAAGACCAAUGGUGCCACUCCGGUCUUUAACCCCAGUGUUUUCCACUGCCAGCAGGCUCUGGCUAACCUGCAGCUCCCGCAGCCAGCAUUUAUCCCUGCAGUUGAAAUUCUGAACAACAGAGUUAUGGAGUAUCAAGAUCUCUCCAUGAGAACCUCCAUAUGGCCUUUCCAUGUAUAUUCUCAUAGGUCCUCUUCUACCAACGCAACAAUAAGUGUGGUGCGGUCAAUAUAUUAAACAAAAUGCAUCGACCAACCAACAGAUUCAAUUGACAAAACCAGUAAAGCAUUAAACAGUCAGUGGAGAUGUUAAAACAGCAUAGAAAAUGAGUAACUACCAUUUAUCUUAUUUGAAUUAGUAGGUAGAACGUGACCGUAAAGUUUUGUAGUUUGUUGCAUUAUUCUUUGUGAUUUUUCCAAUAACCAUUAUGCUGAGUGAAUCUCCACAGUGGGUAAAUGUUCAUCUGUUUUGAAGUGUUACCUUACUGUUUUGUUUACACAAUAGUCUAUUGGGUUGAUUUAGAAUGUAACAAAGGUAACCAGUACCAUUUUCCUCACUGUUGUAUUGUAUUGUAUUGUGGUGUGUUGUGUUAGAUUUUUACAUACUAUAGUGUUUUCCUCUAGAUGUGUGGUGUUUGAUUUCAACUAAAAUAUUACUAACGGGAAACAGAAAUAUGUGCGUUUGAAAAACAUAACAGAUUAAUGUUAAUAUGCUUUCUCUCCAGAACAUUUCUGUAAGUUUCUUGGGGCAGACAUUCAUUAUAAACAUGCAUGUGUAUAAUUUGUACCUGCCCAACUGACCUUGCAUAAUACAAUCACAUGACUAGGGUUUUUUGGGGGAGAGAGAAAUAAUUAUCUGCA